GAGUUUCUUGGCCAAACCGACCCCAUCAUCAUCACCAUAACCCACUUUCUCCCCCAAAAAUAUUAUUCUCUCUUAUCUCUCUCUCUUAAUUCACCAAAAAGCUCUCUCCUUUUGCUUUUUCAAUCCCUUUCAUCUCACUCCAAUAAUCCCCUGAUCUCCGAUCCACUCACCGAAACCAAAACUCCCCGAGAUUUGAUCAUCUGGGUCUCCCGAAAAAUUUGAUCUUUCAUGGGAAACAUCAGCAGCAGCGGCGGCGAUAGACGCCGGAGGCGUCGAAGCAACACGCUUCCAACCGCCGCUCCACCACCACCACCACCACCACCUCCGGCUACAGAACCUCCACCCAAUCGAAUCGUCUUCGCCGCGGCUACACCGUACCCAAACCCAAACCCUAAUCAGCAUUACCACCAGUACCCCGGCUACUACCCUCCUCCGCCGGGAACCAUGCUUCCGUCUCCGUACGAUCACCACCACCACUAUCCCCCUCCUCCUCCUCCUCCUCCUCCCCAUCCGUACCACCACCCUCACCCUUGGACCGCCGGCGGGAGAUACCCUUACGCUGGAGCCAUGGUCCCUCAGCCUCAGCCUUGCGUCGAGCAUCAGAAAGCCGUCACGAUUCGUAACGACGUUAAUCUCAAAAAGGAGUCUUUGAAGCUUGAACCCGACCCGGAUUGUCCGGGUCGGUUUCUCGUCUCCUUCACGUUUGAUGCAACUGUCUCCGGCAGGAUUACAGUUAUUUUUUUCGCUAAAGAAUCCGAAGAAUGCGUUCUCACAGCGACUAAGGAAGACGUUCUACCACCAAUCACGAUGGAUUUCGAGGUAGGACUUGGUCAGAAGUUCAAACAGCCUUCUGGUACGGGGAUAGACUUCUCUCUCUUUGAAGAAGCUGAGCUGUUCAAGGCUGCGGAAGCUGAUGUUUAUCCCUUGGCUGUGAAGGCAGAAGCGGCAGGGGCUCCUCCUUCGGGUGGUGAUGGUGAAGAAGCGGAGAGUCUGGGGUCGAAGAAUGCGCAGAUCACUCAAGCGGUGUAUGAGAAGGAUAAAGGAGAGGUUAAGAUAAGAGUGGUGAAGCAGAUACUAUGGGUUAACGAGACGAGGUAUGAGCUGCAGGAGAUUUAUGGGAUUGGGAAUAGCGUUGAUGGGGAUGAUGAUUCGGCUGAUGAUGCUAAUGAUCCGGGGAAGGAAUGUGUUAUUUGUUUGUCUGAGCCACGUGACACUACUGUUCUUCCCUGUCGGCACAUGUGUAUGUGCAGCGGAUGCGCUAAGGUGUUGAGGUUCCAGACAAAUAGGUGCCCGAUUUGUAGGCAGCCUGUAGAAAGGCUUUUGGAGAUAAAAGUUCACGGUAAUAGCGGAAGCGGGAAUAAUACUGAACAAGGAGGAACAGGUGAACAAGAGUAGUCAGAACACGGCCGAGUAUGGAUCGAUUGUUACAACUUCCAUCGAUCAUAUAUGUUUAUAUAUGCAUAUGUUUUAUAUGUGUUGACAAUAAUACGUGUGAUUGCUAAUUAUAUAAUACAGAAAUUUCGACCU
Brassica oleracea var. oleracea is the source of this 1527-nucleotide messenger RNA. Its product is annotated as probable E3 ubiquitin-protein ligase LOG2. The transcript is spliced from 3 exons. Lineage: Eukaryota; Viridiplantae; Streptophyta; Magnoliopsida; Brassicales; Brassicaceae. Gene Ontology annotation, molecular function: ubiquitin protein ligase activity. Gene Ontology annotation, biological process: protein ubiquitination. The coding region runs from base 229 to 1395 and encodes 388 amino acids. The record is from RefSeq and is a predicted model, not a curated record.